AUGGACCCAAGGGACUCAGAUGCUAUGAAGUACGGCGAGUGCAUCACUGCGGCCUCGGGCGAGUGCAUCACUGCGGCCUCGGGCGAGUGCAUCACUGCGGCCUCGGGCGAGUGCAUCACUGCGGCCUCGGGCGAGUGCAUCACUGCGGCCUCGAGCGAGUGCAUCACUGCGGCCUCGGGCGAGUGCAUCACUGCGGCCUCGGGCGAGUGCAUCACUGCGGCCUCGAGCGAGUGCAUCACUACGGCCUCGGCGGCCUCGGGCGAGUGCAUCACUGCGGCCUCGAGCGAGUGCAUCACUGCGGCCUCGAGCGAGUGCAUCACUGCGGCCUCGGGCGAGUGCAUCACUGCGGCCUCGAGCGAGUGCAUCACUGCGGCCUCGGGCGAGUGCAUCACUGCGGCCUCGAGCGAGUGCAUCACUGCGGCCUCGGGCGAGUGCAUCACUGCCGCCUCGGGCGAGUGCAUCACUGCCGCCUCGGGCGAGUGCAUCACUGCCGCCUCGGGCGAGUGCAUCACUGCCGCCUCGGGCGAGUGCAUCACUGCCGCCUCGGGCGAGUGCAUCACUGCCGCCUCGGGCGAGUGCAUCACUGCCGCCUCGGGCGAGUGCAUCACUGCCGCCAAGGGCGAGUGCAUCACUGCGGCCUCGGGCGAGUGCAUCACUGCCGCCAAGGGCGAGUGCAUCACUGCGGCCUCGGGCGAGUGCAUCACUGCGGCCUCGGGCGAGUGCAUCACUGCGGCCUCGGGCGAGUGCAUCACUGCCGCCUCGGGCGAGUGCAUCACUGCCGCCUCGGGCGAGUGCAUCACUGCCGCCUCGGGCGAGUGCAUCACUGCCGCCUCGGGCGAGUGCAUCACUGCCGCCUCGGGCGAGUGCAUCACUGCCGCCAAGGGCGAGUGCGUCACUGCGGCCUCGGGCGAGUGCAUCACUGCCGCCAAGGGCGAGUGCAUCACUGCGGCCUCGGGCGAGUGCAUCACUGCCUCCUCGGGCGAGUGCAUCACUGCGGCCUCGGGCGAGUGCAUCACUGCCGCCAAGGGCGAGUGCAUCACUGCCGCCAAGGGCGAGUGCAUCACUGCGGCCUCGGGCGAGUGCAUCACUGCGGCCUCGGGCGAGUGCAUCACUGCCGCCUCGGGCGAGUGCAUCAUUGCCGCCUCGGGCGAGUGCAUCACUGCCGCCUCGGGCGAGUGCAUCACUGCCGCCUCGGGCGAGUGCAUCACUGCCGCCAAGGGCGAGUGCAUCACUGCGGCCUCGGGCGAGUGCAUCACUGCCUCCUCGGGCGAGUGCAUCACUGCGGCCUCGGGCGAGUGCACCACUGCAUCGAAAUCACUUGCCACAGCACAGGUCACUGUCCUUGACCUUUGGGAGCAAGCCAUCAACAUCUGGGCGAGUGCAUCACUGCCGCCUCGGCCUCGCGAGUGCAUCACUGCCGCCUCGGGCGAGUGCAUCACUGCCGCCUCGGGCGAGUGCAUCACUGCGGCCUCGGGCGAGUGCAUCACUGCGGCCUCGGGCGAGUGCAUCACUGCCGCCUCGGGCGAGUGCAUCACUGCCGCCUCGGGCGAGUGCAUCACUGCCGCCUCGGGCGAGUGCAUCACUGCGGCCUCGGGCGAGUGCAUCACUGCGGCCUCGGGCGAGUGCAUCACUGCCGCCAAGGGCGAGUGCAUCACUGCGGCCUCGGGCGAGUGCAUCACUGCGGCCUCGGGCGAGUGCAUCACUGCCGCCUCGGGCGAGUGCAUCAUUGCCGCCUCGGGCGAGUGCAUCACUGCCGCCUCGGGCGAGUGCAUCACUGCCGCCUCGGGCGAGUGCAUCACUGCCGCCUGCAUCACUGCCGCCUCGGGCGAGUGCAUCACUGCCGCCAAGGGCGAGUGCAUCACUGCGGCCUCGGGCGAGUGCAUCACUGCCUCCUCGGGCGAGUGCAUCACUGCGGCCUCGGGCGAGUGCACCACUGCAUCGAAAUCACUUGCCACAGCACAGGCCCUGCAAAGCAUAGGAGAGGCUGGGGUUCUUGGAUCUGUUGGAAAUUAUUUAAAGUUGCAGUAA
Messenger RNA from Procambarus clarkii (red swamp crayfish), 2028 nucleotides. Lineage: Eukaryota; Metazoa; Arthropoda; Malacostraca; Decapoda; Cambaridae. The record is from RefSeq and is a predicted model, not a curated record.